This is a messenger RNA of Medioppia subpectinata, 1356 nucleotides long. NCBI's taxonomy places the organism in Eukaryota, Metazoa, Arthropoda, Arachnida, Sarcoptiformes, Oppiidae. The record is from the annotation of a GenBank genome assembly.
AUGCCUAAAACAAACCCGGAUUAUACCUUGAUUGCUAAACAUGGCAAACGUGGUGAUAACAAUAGGGACAGUGAUUGUGAUGAUCACAAACAUAUUGAUAAAAAGCUAGAACUGGAUGAAGAGGACUCGACUCUAACCACGUGCGGAUUUGGCCGGUGGCGGCCCCGUUGGCUACAGGUGUUCGCCACACCCGUAUGGUUUACCCUCAACUUUGGGCUCAUAGGUAUUAUACACGGCAUGAUUGGCACAUAUUUUAUCGGAUGUAUGGGUGAUCUCGAGAAGAGGUUUGCCUUUGACUCGAAAAUAUCGGGUGUUAUAUUAAUUGCUGAUAAUGUCGUUCAGAUACUGGUGAGUUCGCUGGUUGGUUACUUAGGCGACAGACACAAUCGGCCAAUGAUGAUCAUGAUUGGUGAGCUGAUACUGGCCCUGUCCUGCGCUAUAAACGCCGCCCCGUACUUCAUAUACGGCGCCGGCACACACCUAUUGCACGACGAUAAACUACUUUCUACCACGAGCCUUAUGAAUAGCACCAAACAAUACGAAAUGUGUACCUCGGUCAAUAGUACGAUGAGUAAUCUGGAUGAAUGUACACCCGGUUCACACUCAACUAUAUGGCCGGCUGUAAUUACCCUGAUAAUUGGCAGCGCUUUCCGUGGCAUUGGCUACACUACCUAUUGGGUAAUUGGUGUACCCUUUUUGGAUGAUAGCGUGACCAAGGACAGUUCACCAGUUUACAUGUCGUUGGCUAGUGUGUUCAGAUUGAUUGGCCCGUUUGGGGGCUUAUUUUUGUCCGCGUUCACUUUGAGAUAUUACGAAAAUCCAUUUUAUAACCCGGGCAUCGGUCGCCGUGAUCCCAGAUUUAUAGGCGCAUGGUGGGUUGGCUUUUUAAUGAUCGGGGUCGCCCUAUUCCUGGUCAGUUUACCCAUGUGUUUGUUUCCCACACAACUUAAGUCGGCAUCAGUUAAAGUGAAUCGCAAAAGCCGUGGCAACGGAUUUAAAGCCAUGUGGCCAGUGUUCAAGCGAUUGGCCAAAAAUGCGGUGUUUAUGUUUCACACGUUUGGCGGUGUAUUUCGGUACAUGGGUUUGGCCGGGUAUACCAUUAGCCAGACCAAGUACGUACGGGCGCAGUUUCAUUUGUCCAGCUCACGGGCCAGUCUGGUCACUGGUGUGACGUCCAUAUUCCCGCUGGUGUUCGGUAUAGUGUUGGGCGGGUAUGGUAUCAAAUGGUUUAAACCCCGGCCCCUAACACUAGUCCUGUUAAUGUUUGCCGUCGAGUGGUUCGCAAACGGCGGUAUAUUUACCGCGAUGUUUAUGGACUGCCCGGCCGUACAGCUCCCGACCCAACCGUCCGCUGAU